UCAACAUUCGUAUAACGAAACCACAUCAGGUGUGAUUUCUGGUCGACGUCGAACUCUCGCAGCUUCGCUGAGAUUCUUGCUUAUUGAUUCUCCUUCGACCCGAAGCUAUGGCUUGGUUCGAAUCACCAUUCUUACGCUGGAACUCUUUUGGGGUUUCCUUGCAAGAGUUUUUCUGGAUUAGAAGAUGCAUAGUAGAAAGGACCGAGCUGCUGCUGUUAAGCAAGCUGAAUCUGUUAAACGAGCAGAACCUGUACAACCAAAUGAAUCUAAUGAGGAGGGAAAGAAAGUAACGUGCUCAAGAGCUCAAGAAAAACAACAUUGCUUAUUCAUUGGUAAUAUUCCUAAACACUGGACAGAAGAUGUUCUGAGAGAAAAGGUGGAAGCGAUAGGUGUUGGAGUCACUAAAGUGGAUUUGGUGAUGGUAAACUGCAGACACCUAUCUCCCAGGAUAUUGCAUUAACUAUGAAAUAAUUGUGUUACUCACCUUUUUCUGAUUCACACAUUGUGUUUGUUUUCAUUCUUGACUGUUCUAUGAUAAAGAAUACAUAUCAUGGCUGUAAUAAGCAUUUUGCUUUUGUUGAGUAUCGUGACCAUGAUUGUGCAAAAUAUUGUAAAGAGAAAAUGUCUGAUCCAACAUUCAAACUGGAUGGUAAUGCGCCUACGGUGACUUACUAUAAUCCUUCAGCUUCUCAGGUGAAUUCAAUUUAUGUAAAAAACUUACCUAAUAAUGUGACUGAAGAUCAUUUGAGAAGGCCAUUUGAGCACCACGGAAAAAUCAAUACUGUGGACCUUCCAACUCCAAAGUGUGAAUAUGGUUUUGUGCAUUUUAGUGAGCGGUCAGCAGCCAAGAAAGGAUUACGGAAUUCUGAGAGACACCAUCUAGAUGGUCGAGUCCUUGAGUGCGACCUUGGAAAAGCUCAAACUGUAAAGAAAGGUGCAAUAGGACCUAAUACACAGAAAGGUCCUCUGCCACCAAAUUGUCCUUCCCAAAUGGACAAUAUGUGCAGAUCUCGGAAAUGUCAAAAUUGUCUGCUGAUCCUAAUUGCGUGGAAGUGGAAGAUCCGGCGAAGGCCAGCAAAGUAA
This is a messenger RNA of Dioscorea cayenensis subsp. rotundata (Guinea yam), 1083 nucleotides long. Its product is annotated as heterogeneous nuclear ribonucleoprotein Q-like. Gene Ontology annotation, molecular function: RNA binding. NCBI's taxonomy places the organism in Eukaryota, Viridiplantae, Streptophyta, Magnoliopsida, Dioscoreales, Dioscoreaceae. The record is from RefSeq and is a predicted model, not a curated record. The transcript has 8 exons. The coding region runs from base 532 to 1083 and encodes 183 amino acids.